CUUUCUGCAACUGCUUCUCUAUUUUUUUGUUGGCUUCUCGCUGCGCUUUCUCAUCGAUACGCUGAUCCUCCGUUUUGCUGUUGCCCAAACACCCCAUAGCCGCCUCUUAGGAUGGAUGUCAAAUCCUUGCCUUCACAGAUUUAGUACUUACAAGGGGGAGGAAGGGGAAGGGGGAAGGGGGGGAGGCAGAAGACAAGUCUUUAUAUCCGUGUGUCCCUGCGACGGUUUCUCUUCUCUUCUUCACACCCCCCCCCCCCCCCCCCCCCCGCGGGCUCGCUCACAGAAAAUGGUCUCUAGCCGCUCUCCGAGCACCGCGGAGUUGGUUUGCUCGCUCCCCACAGGAGAUGCGGAGGGCGGGCGGCGGAGCACUGCCUCUUUCUGCGAGACCAGGAAACAGCUCAGCUAGAAGCCCUACGCGCAGGGAAGCCGAAGGAGAAAGCCCCCCCGCUGCCCCCCGGGCCGUCCGGCACCGCGCCCCAGCGCCGCCGCGCCCGCCAGCCUCGGCCCUUGCGCCCCGGCUGCGCUGCUGCCGCGAAAACCUGGAUCUGGCAUCGCCUUCGCGGGACCUGUGCGGCCUCCGGGCCCAACCGCACCCCCACCGACACCCCGGCCUGCGGCCUGGCUGCCCGGGAAGAGGAAUGCGCGACGCGGCACCCCAAGGCCGGGGGUCCCAAUUUAACCCACGUUCCUCGGCGGCACUGGAAGACCUGGCUGCGGGCAGAGCAAGGCUUGGCACUCCCGGGUCUGAAAUGCGAGGCUGCCACAGGUGAUGGCUGCCAUACGGAGUGACCUCGGGGAGUGUGCCAGUGCCACCGGCGUGGGAGAGCACCGAGGGCCUGCCGUGAGGGCAUGCUGCCCGCACCCAGGGGGGCAGAUGAUGUACGCCUAUGUAAAAUGCGCGCACAAGCAAAACACCAUGUGGAAUUGCUAAUAAACAGUGUCCUCUGCCACAA
Pezoporus occidentalis (night parrot) is the source of this 953-nucleotide messenger RNA. RefSeq names its product potassium/sodium hyperpolarization-activated cyclic nucleotide-gated channel 2-like. The transcript has 3 exons. Lineage: Eukaryota; Metazoa; Chordata; Aves; Psittaciformes; Psittacidae. The record is from RefSeq and is a predicted model, not a curated record. The coding region runs from base 345 to 770 and encodes 141 amino acids.